This is a messenger RNA of Colletotrichum karsti, 1284 nucleotides long. Its product is annotated as putative 26S protease regulatory subunit 7. Gene Ontology annotation, cellular component: proteasome regulatory particle, base subcomplex. The coding region runs from base 1 to 1284 and encodes 427 amino acids. Gene Ontology annotation, molecular function: ATP binding; ATP hydrolysis activity; proteasome-activating activity. Gene Ontology annotation, biological process: proteasome-mediated ubiquitin-dependent protein catabolic process. The transcript has 2 exons. NCBI's taxonomy places the organism in Eukaryota, Fungi, Ascomycota, Sordariomycetes, Glomerellales, Glomerellaceae. The record is from RefSeq and is a predicted model, not a curated record.
AUGAGUGCGUUGUCUCACUGGCUACCAAACGCAUGUCACCACCAACUGACGAUACCCAGAGAUAUCCAGGUGCUGAAGACCUACGGCGCCGCGCCUUACGGCGCUGCCAUCAAGAAGCUCGAGCAACAGAUCAAGGAGAAGCAAACAAGUGUGGAUGAGAAGAUUGGAGUCAAGGAAUCCGACACGGGUCUUGCCCCUCCCCAUCUCUGGGACGUCGCAGCCGACCGUCAACGAAUGUCAGAGGAACAGCCGCUUCAGGUUGCGCGGUGUACAAAGAUUAUCCCCGACGAGAAAGAUGACUCUAAGAGCAAAUAUGUCAUUAACGUCAAGCAAAUCGCCAAGUUUGUCGUCCAGCUCGGCGAGAGAGUGUCCCCGACGGAUAUCGAGGAGGGCAUGCGAGUCGGUGUCGAUCGGAACAAAUACCAGAUCCUCCUGCCUCUCCCCCCUAAGAUCGACGCCAGUGUUACGAUGAUGACGGUCGAGGAGAAGCCCGACGUUACAUACGGAGAUGUUGGUGGAUCGAAGGAGCAGGUCGAGAAGCUGCGCGAGGUCGUCGAGAUGCCCCUCCUGUCGCCGGAACGCUUCGUCAACCUCGGUAUCGACCCCCCGAAGGGUGCUCUGCUGUAUGGACCCCCCGGUACUGGAAAGACCCUGUGCGCGCGAGCCGUCGCCAACAGAACGGAUGCCACCUUCAUUCGUGUCAUUGGCAGUGAGCUGGUUCAGAAGUACGUCGGUGAGGGAGCGAGAAUGGUGCGCGAGCUGUUCGAGAUGGCGCGGACGAAGAAGGCCUGCAUUAUCUUCUUCGACGAAAUCGACGCCAUUGGUGGAGCUCGUUUCGACGACGGUGCCGGUGGAGAUAACGAGGUCCAGAGAACUAUGCUGGAACUGAUCACGCAACUCGACGGUUUCGACGCUCGUGGAAACAUCAAGGUCAUGUUCGCCACCAACAGACCUUCUACCCUCGACCCCGCCUUGAUGAGACCUGGUCGUAUCGAUCGUAAGAUCGAGUUCUCCCUGCCCGACCUCGAGGGUCGCGCCAACAUCCUGCGUAUCCACGCCAAGAGCAUGUCCGUGGAGCGCGACAUCCGUUGGGAGCUCAUCUCUCGUCUCUGCCCCAACGCCACGGGUGCCGAGCUUCGCAGUGUGUGCACAGAGGCUGGUAUGUUCGCCAUUCGUGCCCGCAGAAAGGUGGCCACGGAGAAGGACUUCCUCAGCGCCGUCGACAAGGUCAUCAAGGCCAACCUCAAGUUCAACUCUACCGCCAGUUACAUGCAAUACAACUAA